AGGUGGAAUUUGACAGCAAAUGCAGCAAGGCCUAACCCUCAAGGCUCUUUUCACUAUGGAACAAUUACUCCAUCAAUGGCGAUUUUGCUUGCAAACUCAGCACCAACGAUUGGCGAGAAGCAGAGAUACGCUGUCAAUGGAGUGUCUUACGCAGAUCCUGACACCCCACUCAAACUUGCAGACUACUUUAACAUCCCCGGAGUGUUCAAUCUGAGUGCCAUCAAGAGUUCUCCUUCUGCUAAUGGUAGUAUGCCUGCCACAUUAGCUACGGCUGUACUUCCCACCUCUCUCCAUCAGUUCAUUGAAAUCGUGUUCCAAAAUGAUGAGGACACCAUGCAGUCUUGGCACCUUGAUGGCUAUGAUUUCUGGCCCAUUGGAUUUGGCUUCGGAGUGUGGAACGAAACGAGUCAAAAGAAUUACAAUCUUGUUGAUGCUCUUACUAGACACACCACACAGGUAUAUCCAAAAUCAUGGAGUGCCAUACGGGUAUCCUUGGACAACCAAGGGAUGUGGAAUUUGAGGUCUGCAUUGUGGGAAAGGCGAUACCUCGGACAACAGUUGUAUCUCAGGGUCUACAACUCAGUUCAGAGUUUGGCUAACGAAUAUGAUAUACCUUCUAAUGCUCUUCUUUGUGGCAGGCGGUUGGUCGAC
Molecule: messenger RNA, 651 nt
Organism: Cuscuta epithymum
Lineage: Eukaryota; Viridiplantae; Streptophyta; Magnoliopsida; Solanales; Convolvulaceae
Source: the annotation of a GenBank genome assembly